CUUUUGCUGUCACGAAUAUUUGCGUUUAAGAAAAAAAAUUAGAAAGUCAUCAUAUGCCAACGAGAGACAGGACAUUGCUUAGUCCAGCUCAGUUUUCGUAUCUACAGUUAUGCUUACAAAAAUCUCUAUUAAAUAAUCGAACUUCUGAUAACAAUGAAACUAAUCAGAAUUAUUCUCAGAUAUUUGAUCGGUCGUAACAUCGUAGCUACCUACCACAAGACAACAUGACUCAAGAGGAGCAGAAGAAGGUCACAGAGCCCAAAACCAACGCGUCGGACUCAACACCGCCGUCCACGGAGGAGAAGUCAGACGAUUCCAAAGCUAUUGUUCUCGUCGUCGCUGCAAAAGAGCCUGCGGAAGAGAAGAAAGAAGGUUCAGUUCACCGAGAUGCUGUUUUGGUAAGGCUCGAGCAAGAUAAGAGGAUCUCUCUCAUCAAAGCUUGGGAAGAGGCCGAGAAAUCCAAAGUGGAGAACAAAGCUCAAAAGAAGCUUUCGUACGUUGGAGCUUGGGAAAACAGCAAGAAAGCUUCUGUAGAAGCUGAGCUAAAAAAGAUCGAGGAGCAACUACUAAAGAAGAAAGCAGAGUACGCAGAGAAAAUGAAAAACAAAAUAGCUCGAAUCCACAAGGAAGCUGAAGAGAAGAGAGCUAUGGCCGAAGCUAAACGCGGAGAAGAUGUUCUCAAAGCCGAAGAAAUGGCCGCAAAGUACCGCGCCACAGGAACCGCUCCAACCAAGCUAUUUGGAUUGUUCUGAUUUAUAUGUGAUCAAUGGAUUUUGAAGGUUACUAAAUGAUUAUUUGUGGCUUAGGAGUUGGUUGGUGUGGGUUUAAUUUGGUUACAUAGCAAGAUACAAAGUCAUUAUGUAACCAUGUUUUACUGUGUUUUAAUUUGUUAUUCAUUUGUACCUUGUACAGCUUUUUUUUCAUAAAAAAGGGCCUCUUUUGAAAUUUCUAGAUGUAAAAAAGUGUUGUACAAUUUUAAUAUUAGUAAAAAUAA
Messenger RNA from Camelina sativa (false flax), 994 nucleotides. Its product is annotated as remorin 1.4. The record is from RefSeq and is a predicted model, not a curated record. NCBI's taxonomy places the organism in Eukaryota, Viridiplantae, Streptophyta, Magnoliopsida, Brassicales, Brassicaceae.